Molecule: messenger RNA, 2084 nt
Organism: Nylanderia fulva
Lineage: Eukaryota; Metazoa; Arthropoda; Insecta; Hymenoptera; Formicidae
Source: RefSeq, a predicted model, not a curated record
CCAUCUAUGUUGUUAUACACUAUGGUUAUCCGGUGGUCAUCUGUCACAUCGACGAGGUUGCGUGCAACAACUCCGUGUAAAUCGAUUCGGCGAGUUGAAAAACCAGCAGGUGACACGAUUUGACAGUUGAAAAAGGAUCCUCGUUUCGGACCAAAAUGACAGGACAUCUCUGAACUUGAACGAUAUCGUCGUCUCUCUCUCUCUCUCUCUCUCUCUCUCUCUCUCUCUCUCUCUCUCUCUCUCUCUCGUCAUCUACCAACCACGUGUAGGGGUUAUCUUUCUCUAAUAUUCUCGCGAACGCAACGGACACGUAGUCGUCAAUAAUGCAAAGUGUAAUAAAUUCGGUGAAAGGCACCGCUUUGGGCGUUGCCGAAUAUUUGACACCCGUGCUGAAGGAGAGCAAAUUCCGAGAGACAGGUGUCUUAACACCAGAGGAAUUUGUAGCAGCUGGGGACCAUUUAGUGCAUCAUUGUCCAACAUGGCAAUGGGCUACUGGUGAUGAAGAUAGGGCAAAAUCCUAUUUACCAAAGGGCAAGCAAUUCCUGCUUACUCGUAACGUUCCUUGCACACGUCGGUGUAAACAAAUGGAAUAUAGCAACGAGCAAGAAUGUAUUAUAGAAGCAGACGAUCCUGAAGGUGGGUGGGUAGAUACUCAUCAUUACGCUACUAGUGUUGCUGGCCUGGAUGAGAGAGUAACGGAAAUGUCUUUGGAGGAGACAUUGGAGGAGCCAUCUCGAACCCAUGACAAUGCAGAUGAAGACGAGGACGAUGAGGAUGCCGCUGAUAUGGAUGCUUUUGAAAUUAGUGGAAUGCUAGAUGAACAGGAUAAGCACACAGCGACGGAAAGUACCAAGAAAGUUGGUCAAGAGAAGCAAGACUCAUUUACAGAGGGAGAAAUUAUUCGUACUCGCACUUAUGAUUUGUACAUUACAUAUGAUAAAUACUAUCAAACGCCUAGAUUAUGGUUAUUCGGAUAUAAUGAGAACCGAAAACCACUUAAUGUAGAAGAGAUGUACGAAGAUGUUAGUCAAGACCAUGCUAAAAAGACAGUUACAAUGGAAACUCAUCCGCAUAUACCUGGUCCUCCUAUGGCUUCUGUUCAUCCUUGCAGGCAUGCAGAGGUGAUGAAAAAAAUCAUGGAGACUGUAAUGGAAGGUGGUGGAGAAUUAGGAGUGCAUAUGUAUCUCAUAAUAUUUCUAAAGUUUGUUCAAUCUGUCAUACCAACAAUCGAAUACGACUAUACGCAAAAUUUUAUGCUAAACGCAGUUGGUUAAAUGUAUCACACUAGUAUUAAAUUACAUACAUUACAAUUGUGAUUAAUAUAAAUCGCUUGCAAACUAUAUUUAGUGGAUACGCGGGAUAUAUAUGUAUAUUGAUGUUUACUACGCUUUUCAUCGUAAAUGCGAAGAUCGUAAGGAUAUUCGAAAUUAUAAGGAUUUAAGAAUGUGCAAUUAAGACUUCAUUCCACUUGAUGAUUGUAAUGUUUUUUUUUAUGAACAAUGAAAUGAUAUUACAAGCAUUGCGAUUACCAAAUGGAACGUGGCCUAAAUGUAUCUUGAAUUUGGGGAUCCAAAAAGAAGUCGUGAUUAUAAAUCUAAAAAAUCUAAAUAUCCUAUGUAAACAUCCACUCCCGAAAAUCCAAAAAUAUUACAUUGCACGGAUCUCAAACGUCGUUGAGCAUUUAAGGGGAUCCGUUUAUAUACUUGUUAAUUUUAAGUAAACGGACCGCAAGACUUUUUUUACAUUGCAAAAUACUGAAUUAUGAAAAUAUUAUUUACAACCGUUAGACAAUAAGUAAAAAAAUAAAAGCUACACUGAAGGCAACGAAGAAUUCAAUAUAGAAAGAAAUAUAAAAGUAAUUACCUAUUUCAUAUAUGUUAAUAAAAUUAAGCUAAUUGUUAGCUUAUUAUUUACAAAAAACAAGCUUAACUAUUUAUCAAAUUCAAUUAUAGUUAAUUAUUACGAAAAUAAAUUGGAAUUUAACGAAUACUAUUCCUAUAUGUGACCGAUUUAUUUGCGAAAUUAUAUCAUUCGAAAUAACGACUUGCACAAACGCGUGCGAAAUAAAAGCGAUUAAAAUUCAA